AUGAUUUUCCAGGUUCUCUUUGGGGGUUUAACCCUUUCCACUGCCAUCGGUUCAGCAGCCAAUGCCAAUGUCAAUACGAAUGCCUGUUAUGGAUCCAAUGUGAUCUCAACACCUUCAGAGGAUCAUCGCCCUGUGCCAUGGGGUACCCCUAGUGUCCAUUUUUCGUCAUUAAAUGGUACGCUAACUACGUGCUGUGACUCUCUGGACGAGAUCCGCACCGCGCUCGAUGAUAUCGACGAUCAAAUACUCGAUCUCCUAAAUCAACGAGCCGCAUACGUCCGCGAGGCAACUCGUUUCAAAUCCACUCGAGCAUCUGUGAACGUUCCCUCGCGCAAUGAGGCCGUCCUCAAGCAGGCAGAGCAACAGGCGGUGCAUAUUGGGGUGCCAGUAACAAUUGCCCGGGCGGCCAUAGGGGCCAUUCUGAACUCUAGCGUGCCUUUUGAAGAGUGCAUUUUUGAUGCCUAUACUCAGUAG
Messenger RNA from Penicillium expansum, 474 nucleotides. Its product is annotated as Chorismate mutase. The transcript has 3 exons. Gene Ontology annotation, molecular function: chorismate mutase activity. The record is from RefSeq and is a predicted model, not a curated record. The coding region runs from base 1 to 474 and encodes 157 amino acids. NCBI's taxonomy places the organism in Eukaryota, Fungi, Ascomycota, Eurotiomycetes, Eurotiales, Aspergillaceae. Gene Ontology annotation, biological process: salicylic acid biosynthetic process; chorismate metabolic process.